CUAUUUCAAUAUUCUGCAGUGGUGGCGCGUUACUGUUCGCGAAUCUCCUGAGCAGCAGGGCUCUGCUGUAACGAGGCAUCGUGGCGCACUUGUGCAAUUUCAUUCGGGUUUGAUUAAAUAAAGUGAGAAGUACAGCUCUACAAACAAACUGUUUGCUGGUACGAGAUUGUGGGGGGUCAGGGGUAUUUAAAGAUCAUACAAGCAGUCAGCUCCGCUUGAAAGGGAAAAAACCCCCAACUUGUAAAGAUGGAAGACGGCGAGCAGAUAUCCUCCACGACUCCCUUCGAGUCGGGCUUUGGCGGAGACUGGAUGGCGGAGUCCCGCCCGGCUGCUGCCCAGUUUCACGACAACGAAGCUGUGGCCAAGGAGGAUGACGAUAUCUUAGACCUGGCCGGGGGCGCGAAGGAAGCCCUGGAAAGACACAGAGCCUAUGACUAUGACUCCACGCCGUUCGGGCAGCCUCAGAAAGCCGCCGACCCGUCUCCGAUGCCACCGGCAUCCAUGGACGCUGGACCCCUUUUCGGAGAUGCCGGGGUGAGGCGGAUGCCCGCAGCCGGGGAAGCUGCGGACACGCCGCCUAAACCGCAGGUGCCCGAGGCGGUGCCGGUGAUCCCCGCGAAGAAGACCCAGUCGCCUUCGCCAUCUUCCGAUGAGCCCUCCUUUCCUCCUCCUGCUCCAUCUCAAACUCUGAUGCAUUCUUCUGCAGAGGGCAGAGCUCAGCCACUGGGGCAGGAGGGUGAUUCUUCUCAGCUUGGAUCUUUUGCACUUCCUCCCUCACUCUCUCCUCUUCAUUCUCCUGACUCUUUGGAGGAGUUGUCUCUCUCUGAAAGUCCCAAUCAAGGCCCUGCGGCAUCGGUGCCGUUUGGCUCCGGCCUCACAUCUAUAGCGUUUUCUGAACGGCCAAGCCAGGACGUGCCUUUGAGUGAAGAGGUGAAAAUGUUUGAAUCUUUUACGGUGUCAAAGCUAGGCCUGGCUGGUGACGAUCGUAGCCUCUCUGGUGGGUUGGACAAAGACAGUGUGAAGGCAGCCACCUUCUCUCCUGGAGAAACCGAUCGGUUCUUAAGCUCACUUAUGACCUCGGAGGUCGAUCUUGGAUCCAAGGUUGAUCCAGGAAAGUCUGGCCGAUGUGAAGAUAGUGGAGUUGCCUCCUCUCCUGAUGAGAAAUUUGGCAGUUCAGUUGGGUCUCAUGAUGGAAAAACCGAUAGUGGUAAGGAAGGGUUUGAUAAAGAUUCGGAAUCUGGAGAAUCUACUGGAUCGACUCCAACUCAGUCACCCAUUAACCCGAAAAUCACUACUGAGUCUUUCCUUUCAUAUGCACCCUCUAACCCGACAGCAAAACCAGACGCUCCGUUCAUUGCCUCCUGUGGUUUCAUGAAGGACGUACAUGGACCAAUUAAAGACAUUUUUUCACCGAAAGCUUCUUGGCGUGAAACUGAUCUGCUUGCAAGCAAGCUGGACGUUGAUGAUGAUUUUCUGGAUGAGGUUAAAGCCGCCAGUGCUACAAAGAAUCCAUUCCAGGGGUUCUCACCUAUAGGGGAUUCUAGCAGUGUGUUUCCGCAGUUGGGUGAGAUGACUACGGAUAUCUCUACUGAUAUAAAGGGUAUAAAAGUAUCUGAAAGUCCCACACCAGACUUGGUACCACAUGCACAUGAAGGUGAACCCCAAGAUGCUGCUCUGAAUAAGCCAAAAGAAGAAGCAACUGUUGAUUUAGUCCAGAUGGCUUCUGACCCUGUAAAGGAUUUGCCUGAUGUUCCUGUGCACUCUGUUUUAACUGAAGAAUCUAAGGAACCUUCAGCACCUCCAUCUCUGCCAGAUAUCCUGAAGUCUUCUCCUCUGAUCCCUGAAAAAAUAGACUCGGGGUCAUCAGAAGCAAGCUCUGAUAAUGAGCAGAGUCCAACAGAGGAAGUACAGAUGGACAUUAACCCUAUGACUUAUUCCGCCACUAACCCGUUUGCCUUUGACACUAAGAUUUCACUAUUGAAGGAGAUGGCCGAAGAAACUGAGGCUCGUGCUGCCGCCAAAGAGAUGAUUAAUGUUGAACCAUGUACCGAGACGAGCUUCGGUGCUUUUGACCUGUUGAAGGAGGCGGAGACCACCAAGGGCAAAGAUCCACCUGCAGUGGAGACGGAACAAAAAGACUGGAAUCUUUCCGGUAGUGAUUCGGUCAAAUUCGGCGCAGAGUUUCGUACCUCCCCAGCUUCAGUGAACCUGCCAAUCGGCUCGCCUUCUCGACACCUAGCAACAGCGGAAGAAUCUGAUUCUGAGAGUCCAAUGACGGACUCCUUGUCUCCAGUGCUGGAGGCGAUGGCAAAGAACCCUGCAAGUUUUCAGAUUGAAUCUGAGAGCAAGCUCUUGGAAGAAUCCAAAAUCUCAAUGGCUACUGUGAUUAAGGGAGUGUACAUGGAGGAGCACGAGACGUCAGAGCAUGAAGUCUCAUCUGAGGAGUUUGAAUUCAUAGAAAGGCCUCCAAAGGGUGUAAUGGACGAAUUCUUAGAAACAUUGGAUAGUGCAAAGUUUGCAAAAGCACCAGAGAUGGGUACGGAUGAUGAUGCUUCACCAGGGUUUGGACAGGGAGAUCUCACCACUGAUGUCGAGUCAGCACUGGACUCCCAGCAAAGUUCCUACAUGCUCCUAACACAGCCCAUCUCUAGGGCUUCACCCCAAAAGCUCAAGGCAGAUCUGGAGAAACCAUUUGAGCCUUCAGAACUUGUGUACCAACCCCAAGAGGCUGCUGCUCCUCCGAAAGUCCCUCUUGUCCACUCUGUGUCAGAAGAGCCUGAGAAGCCUGCUCGUCUGCAGAAGACUGAGGACCAGGCAGCCAGUAUGACGGCCCACACUGAGGCAUCUACAGCUGCUAGCCUGGCACAUCUAAGCGCAGAAGCAGUGGUGGACCUCUUGUACUGGCGCGAUGUCAAGACAACGGGCGUGGUGUUUGGGGCGGCUCUGUUCCUGCUGCUCUCCCUGUCCGUCUGCAGCAUCAUCAGCGUCUGCUCCUACGUGGGUCUGGCCCUGCUCUCCGUCACCAUCACCUUCAGGAUAUAUAAGGGCAUCCUGCAGGCCGUGCAGAAGUCUGACGAGGGGCACCCCUUCAAGACUUACCUCACCCAGGAAGUGACCCUGUCCGAGGAUCUGGUGCACAAGUACAGCGACAUGGCCCUAACCCACCUCAACUGCACCCUCAAGGAGCUGCGGCGGCUCUUCCUGGUGGAGGACCUGGUGGAUUCCCUGAAGUUUGCCGUGCUGAUGUGGAUCCUGACGUACAUCGGUGCCUUGUUUAACGGCCUGACUCUGCUUAUCCUGGGUCUGAUUGCUGUGUUCAGCACCCCAGUAAUUUAUGAAAAACACCAGGCACAGAUUGACCAUUACUUGGCCCUGGCAAGAACCCAAAUCAAAGACAUUUUUGGAAAGGUCCAGGCUAAAGUACCGGGGAUGAAGCCCAAGGCAGAGUGAAGGCAGCGACCGGAGAGCCCCCGGGGUUGGGGCCGCCCGCCUGGGGGGGGCCCAGCCCAGGUCACAUCCUUCACAUUUCACAUGCUGUCCGCAAACCCCCAUCCUUGCUCAUCAGUUCUAGUGCUACGGCAAACUGAACGUUCGUUAACCAGCCAUGGCCCCCUCCCCCCAAACCACCACCGCAACUAGCUUGUGAGCCUUAUAUGCCACUGCGAAUAAAAUUUGAAUCAAAUUUACCAGAGUGUGAGAGAGAAGGAGUGUGAAUCAAAGUGAAGAGUGUUUAGAGCACGGGGCUCGGUCUUGGCCAGACUUGUUCGCAAUGUAAGAGAAAGUGACUAAUUUCUCCGUACUUUUCCUUCCUUUUCUCGUCACCUACUGUCCAUGUGGUCAAACGUGAAGAUCGGCUGCGUUUUUUUAAGGGGGGUGUAACACCAAUUGAAUGGUACUGGGGGAAGGGGUUUGGUUUUUUUCGGUAUGAUUAAAACUUAGUGGUGUUGUGAUUUUACCGUUUUAUUGAUUGACUGUAGUAUUUCACAGGGCUUCUAGCUUUCUUCAGCAGAUUCACAGUGGUGGAGACCUACUUCAUAGACCCUCAUGCUUGUGAGUGUUUCAACAAACAUUUAGUACUUUUUUGCGAGAAACUACGUUGUCGUUUCACCACAUUGCAGCUGAGUAUUUAGGGAGGAGAACUUAUUUAAAAAAAAAAAUAAAAAAAAAGCUACAAAAAAUGUCUGUGGACCUGAUAUCUAAAGCUGCAAAAUUAUGUAAACUUGGGAAAUUCAAGCAGUGUUUGUUAUGCAAGUAAAUGUGAAUGAAACUUCAUACAGUUGUGAUGAAUUCUGCUGAGACUCGUCUGUGGAAUGCAUUGUGAAAUGUAAGCCGAUACCAAUAAAGCUUAUAGACAAA
Molecule: messenger RNA, 4356 nt
Organism: Brienomyrus brachyistius
Lineage: Eukaryota; Metazoa; Chordata; Actinopteri; Osteoglossiformes; Mormyridae
Product: reticulon-4-like
Exons: 9
Coding region: 247-3450 (1067 amino acids)
Biological process (GO): endoplasmic reticulum tubular network formation; brain development; neuron differentiation
Cellular component (GO): neuron projection; postsynaptic density
Source: RefSeq, a predicted model, not a curated record